Prorocentrum cordatum is the source of this 745-nucleotide messenger RNA. NCBI's taxonomy places the organism in Eukaryota, Dinophyceae, Prorocentrales, Prorocentraceae. The record is from the annotation of a GenBank genome assembly.
CGCGACACUUGCGCAUCGGAAUUUUUCCCUCGCGUCUCCCGCAGGCUUGCUCUUAGCAAUGGCGGCUCCUCGCUCCGCCAUCCUGACCGCGGCCGUCGUGCUCGCCUGCACCAGCCUGAUGGCCGCUUUCGUGCCCUCGCCGGUCGCGUCGCGCCCGACAGCGCAGUCGCUGCCGACGGCGGCGCUCAGCGCGGUGGCGCUCGCGGCGCCCACCGCCGCCCACGCGGAGGGCUCGAGCGUGUGGAUCCCGGCCCUGUCCGCCGUCGGCGCCGGCUUCGCCAUCGGGCUGGCCGCCAUCGGGUCCGGAGUGGGCCAGGGCAUCGCCUCUGGCCGCUGCAUCGACGGCAUCAGCCGCCAGCCGGAGGUUGCCGACGACCUGCGCGGCGUGCUCCUCCUGUCCCUCGCCUUCAUGGAGUCGCUGACGAUCUACGGGCUCGUCAUUGCGCUGGUGCUGCUCUUUCGCACCCGCUCAUCAAGUAGGUGGGGGAGGGCAUCACGUGACGAGGAGGAAGGCCGUGUGAGGGUAGGGCCAUUUGAAAAGAGACUCGGUUCCUCCUGCUCUGCGGCUCUCCGGCCCGCGGUGCCGCAUCCAAGCCUUCGCAUUGACGCCUCGAUAGCCCACCCGCACAUGAACGUGCUGUUUCGCUAUCGGGGGCCUUUCGCCGAUCUCUCGGCGAUGUAUCGCCGAGUCCAGCUCGAUGUUUCCCCCCCCUGUGCCGGAUCCCUGGUGCUUUUCGGUUCGUAA